This is a messenger RNA of Lolium perenne, 516 nucleotides long. RefSeq lists its product as uncharacterized. The record is from RefSeq and is a predicted model, not a curated record. NCBI's taxonomy places the organism in Eukaryota, Viridiplantae, Streptophyta, Magnoliopsida, Poales, Poaceae. Gene Ontology annotation, molecular function: nucleic acid binding; RNA-DNA hybrid ribonuclease activity.
AUGGCGACUUCCUUCCACAGGGCUUCUAGCUUCUCCACCGGUUCGCCAUCGCCAUGCAGCAUGGCGUGCCGACCCUGGAGCGGCAACGCCCAGCCUCGCUCUCCACCCAGCGUCACCUUGGUGCGGUGGACGCCGCCGCGGUUCGGCUGGACGAAGCUCAACUUCGACGGCUCAGUGCUACACGACGGCAGCGGGCGUGCCAGCAUCGGCGGCGUCAUCCGCGACGCCAACCGGCGCGUCGUCCUCUCCUUCGCCGAGCGGACGGAGCACGCGCCGAUCGGCAUCGUCGAGGCCCGGGCGCUGAUCCGUGGCCUGAAGCUCGCCCUGGACUACGGAUGCGACCGGUUAGUCGUCGAGGGCGACGACCUGACGCUGGUAAAGCUGCUGCGCUGCGAGUCGACGCAGACGCGCAUCCCGCGCGAGAUGCUGGACGAGAUCAUCUGGCUGCUGGACUCCUUCGACGUCUGCGAGGUGCAGCACAACUUCCGCGAGCACUACAAGAAAACUAGCCCAUAG